Molecule: messenger RNA, 1509 nt
Organism: Cydia splendana
Lineage: Eukaryota; Metazoa; Arthropoda; Insecta; Lepidoptera; Tortricidae
Product: zinc finger protein OZF-like
Exons: 4
Coding region: 1-1473 (490 amino acids)
Biological process (GO): regulation of transcription by RNA polymerase II
Cellular component (GO): nucleoplasm
Molecular function (GO): RNA polymerase II cis-regulatory region sequence-specific DNA binding; DNA-binding transcription repressor activity, RNA polymerase II-specific
Source: RefSeq, a predicted model, not a curated record
AUGUUUGUUUCAGAUGAAGAGCUCAUAAUCAAGCCAGAAUCGAACGAAGAUGAGACAAGCGAUGAGAUGUCGCUGGAGGAGCGGGCAGUCAAGUCGGAGUCGUCGGACGCGGCGAGUGACGAGGACUGUGUGUCGGUGUCUUCGGACGGCAGCGCCGCCCGCGCCGUUCGGACGGCAGCGCCGCCCGCGCGCACCACGGAACAGCUCGCGAUGGCUUGUUCCGUGGUGCUCGAGCGCCUCCGCGACGACGCUGAAAAGACGCACGAACGGAGCCACCAGAGAAUGCUCACUGAAAAACAGCUUUACGAAUGUAGUCAUUGCGACUACAAGUGCAGUAGUUCUAAUUUACGAAGACACGAACGGACACAUACUGGCGAGAAGCGUUUUACGUGCAGCUAUUGUAAUAGUAAAUUCAGUCGUAAAUCAAGCUUACGAGUUCACCUGAUGAUACAUACUGGAGCCAAGCCAUUCAAAUGUAGCGAUUGCGACUACAGGUGCAGGACGAAAGCAAACUUGUUAGAACACCAGAACAUACACACUGGAGAGAAGCCGUACACAUGCAGUCAAUGCGACUACAAGAGCAGGGCUCGUUCAACCUUACGAAUACACAAAAUGACACAUACUGAAGAGAAGCUUUUAAAAUGUGGCUACUGUGAUUACAAAUUCAGUCAGAAAUCAGACUUCCAAAAACACAUAAUUAUACAUACUGGGGCAAAGCCAUUUCAAUGUAGCAACUGCGACUUCAAGAGCAAUUGGAAAGGAAACUUACGAGUUCACCAAAGAAUACACACAGGUGAAAAGCCGUACAAAUGUAGUCAUUGUGACUACAAGUGCAGUGAUAAGACAAGCUUACGUUAUCACGUAAUGACACAUACUGGCAAGAAGCCUUUUCAGUGUAAGCACUGUGAUUACAAAUGCAAAAAGAAAUCACAUUUACAAAAACACAUAAUGAUACACACUGGAGAAAAGCCUUACACAUGUAGUCAUUGCGACUACAAGUGCAGAGAUAGGUCAAGCUUACAAAAUCACGAAAGGACACAUAAUGGCAGGAAGCCUUAUCAGUGUAGCCACUGUGAUUACAAAUUCAAACAGAAAUCACAAUUAAAUAAACACCAGAUGAUACACACUGGAGAAAAGCCUUACACAUGUAGUCAUUGCGACUACAAGUGCAGAGAUAGGUCAAGCUUACGAUAUCAUGAAAUGACACAUACUGGCAAGAUGCCUUUUCAGUGUAGCCACUGUGAUUACAAAUGCAGCCUGAAAUCAGGCUUACAACGUCACAUAAGAAUACACACAGGAGAAAAGCCGUACAAAUGUAGUCAUUGCGACUACAAGUGCCGUUAUAGGACAAGCUUACGUUAUCAUGAAAGGACACAUACUGGCGAGAAGCCUUUUCAGUGUAGCCUAUGUGAUUACAAGUGCACUCAAAGUUCACAUUUAAAAAGUCACCAGAGGACGCACAAAUGUAAGUAGUGAUCGUGAUUACAAUGUGGUGAUAAACAAUUUAUG